Sycon ciliatum is the source of this 4000-nucleotide messenger RNA. RefSeq lists its product as uncharacterized. The record is from RefSeq and is a predicted model, not a curated record. Gene Ontology annotation, molecular function: beta-glucosidase activity. The coding region runs from base 52 to 2658 and encodes 868 amino acids. Lineage: Eukaryota; Metazoa; Porifera; Calcarea; Leucosolenida; Sycettidae. The transcript has a single exon. Gene Ontology annotation, biological process: carbohydrate metabolic process.
AUAGCUGUUAUAUCUGGAUGUGCGAACAGCACUCUCCCAUCCACUGUUUGCAUGGGGAACUUCACUGUGGAGGCACCACCGUCUGGAAUGAGAAGUGCAGUGCCACUCGGUAGCUUGGGUGGUGGGACCAUUGAACUGCGAGCUGACGGUCGACUAACGGACUGGGAGAUCUUCAACAAUGGUCCCCAGGCCAGCGGUGGUGGUAAGGUGAACGUGGACGAAGCAAUGAUGGGUGUGCUGACGCAGGCAUGGCAUGGAGACGGAGUCGAUCCACCGCAAGCAUCUCUGCUCAGAACUCACAUGACGAUAGAGAACGAGGAUCUUCCCACCGUUGACUCGCUCACGUACAGCGGGGCAUUUCCCACUGCUUGCCUGCAAACCAGCAACGACUUGCUGAGGGCGAAGAUAACCGUCACGGCGUUCUCGCCGUUCAAGCGACAGGAACCGAACAGCUCUGUUACGCCAGCCAUCGCGUUCCAUUUCAACGUCACCAACACUGGGCCACAGAAGUCGCAGACCGCCGUGUUCUUCAACCUACCGGAUAUGCUAGCAAACAUGACAGCGCAAUCCACCGCCUUUCGUAAGUACAAAUCCACCGGUGGUACGUGUAGCGGCUUCACCCUAUCGGCAGGUGAGGAAGGCAAAGCCGAUGCCGUCACUGGCACGAUGACAGUGGCCGUGAUGACAAAGACCGAUGCCGUAUCUGUGGACGAAGUUACGGUACAAGGCUUCACGUCUCUACAAGAAGCAUGGAUGACCUUCGUGGAAGGCAACGGGUCAUUCUACAACCAGGCCAUACCACCAGGCUCAAAGCAUGCAGCAGCCGCUGCUCGACUGUGGAUUCCAGCAAACUCUUCCAGUCAGAUCACCGUUCUAUUAACCUGGUUCUUUCCACAUCGCUUCUUUGCUGAUGUGGAGAUUGGCCAGUACUAUAGCAACUUCUUUUCGUCCUCAGAGAACGUUGCUGAAUCUCUCAGUGGCAAUCUCGUCUCGGUGCUUCACGACAUAAAGGAUUGGAAUACAGAGGUUCAGUUUCUGCACGAUCAGCCCCGAUUCAUGUCAGCCUUUCCCUCGAAUUUUCUAGAAGAUGCGCUAGUGAACUCUCCAGGAGCCAUGACGAAAACGGCCAUGUUUCUGAAAGACGGCCGCUGGCGACAGUUUGAGAGUCAUAGCUGCGCACAAAUGGAGCCACCCCACAUCCACGGAUAUCGCUCCUUAGCAUUCAACUCCCUAUUCCCCACGCUGGAGCACAACACCCUGAUGCUGUAUGCCGAUCACAUGACAGCAGAUGGGCUGGUGUCGGAGGAGUUUGGCGGUGGCUGUGGCGGGGCAUCGCGGACCUACAACCUUGAUAAAGCCAACAAUGGUGCCCGCGGUGACGACAAUGCCGUGUUCAUCAUGGAUGUGUAUAUGAACUGGCUGAACUACAACGAAUCAGCCGGCCUGCAGUUCUUGAAGAGUAUCUGGGACAAGUAUACACUAGCUAUUCGAUGGCAGCUGGCACACGGCAGUAAGUAUGGUCUCACGGGUGACUUGGUGAAUACAUUCGACGAACAUGGACUGAUGGGUGAUGUCAACUCAUACAACGCUUUCUUGUAUAUCUCGUCCCUGAGUUCUGCACUGCGUGUCAUGGACAUUGCUCACAACCCCAAUGCCACAUUCAGGGAGGAAGUACAAAAGGCCAGGGACGUUGGUAUCGAUACACUGCACAAACUUCUGUGGACGGGCUCGUUCUACCGUUCGUUCUGGUGUGCAAACAAUGAGACAUCACCAGAAGCCUUGCAGUCCGAUGUGUUGUACGGUGUUCUCUGGGAUCAAAUGUUUAACUUCAACAGCACUCUGCCGGCUGAUAACCUAGUGUCUCACCUUCAUGAGGAGAGAAAGAGAAACCUGACACCAUAUGGCAUGCAGUUUUGCACAGGACGUACUACUCCCGGCUAUCAUUGCGGUUCAAAGGCCGGUAGUGCCGAAGAGCAGCAUCGAAGACACCAUCGCCACCGUAGCAAUACUGGCUACACGUCACGUGAUAAUCUGGGUAAUGGAUUUGUGGAUGAAGAUACCUGGGAGGCACACACACUCAACUCGGGCACUCUCUCGCUGUUCCUACGUGCUACCAGUGACGAACAGGCACUUUACCUAUCCGCUCUGACCAUAGACAAGUACAGACUGACCCUGCGUGACCAAUGGGACUAUCGCGAUCUAAGCUCCUGCUACACCGGAGACCUGCCCGGCUCUUCCUCCGGCUCCACAGAGUGCCACCUUCGACCUGUGUGCAACUCGCACUACUCUCGGCAGCUGAUCUUCUGGGGUUUGCUGAUCGCGCUGGGUGGUCAGAGGUACAACCCGGCGACACGAAGCCUACAUUUGUCACCGCGACACAUCACCGCAGAGCAGUGGCCAAUAACUCUAGGCACAGGGAGUGGCUUGAUGCGACCAGCUGGCCAUACAAUCACCUAUACACAAGUGUAUGGGACGGAUGCCAAGAGGCGCAGUUCAGAAGGUCCUGCGUAUUCGGAAGGCGUGGCGAAGGAAGGCGAAUGUUACGACGUAGAGGUGUACUCAGGUAGUAUUGAAAUCAAACGCCUUGUGUUGUUCGGUAGUACCCUGGCAGAAGAGGUGAGUCUGGUCAAUGGUGAUAUUUCUACCUAUUGUUUUUAGUGUCUUCCUUCCAGUCAUUCAAUUUCACCCCUAGAUCAUAACUAGUUCGAUUUGCGACUGAUCAAUUUUAUCCGUAACUAAAAGAAGAAGUAUUCGCGGCAUCGCUUAGCUUCCGAGGCAGCAAUUCAAUUCCAGCGUUUAAAACUAUUUUAAAAGUUGGCCCUGCUGACUCACUUCAAACCAUGCUCCAUCAUGAGUAGCUCAAGAUUAUACAUCCUCACCUCUCCUAUCUGGGUGCCCCUCCCUACACCACCACGUGCAAUACCAAUUGCAAAUAUUCUUCCGGCAUCAUACGUACCAUGUAUGGCCGCUGUCUCUCAGCGCACCAUUGAGCCGACUCAACCGGCGGGAAAUGCCAAAAUUAUGCUGAGUUGUCUGUUCCAUUUUCAAAUUGCUCUCAAUAUCAGCAUCAUAGACUGGUCAGCGCAUAAGCCGGUGCAUAAAUUCAACCGAACACACUUUGCAGAUCCGUGACCUGAGCUCAUCAGCCAGUAGUAGCUAACACAGUGAAGCUACAGACCUGAGUGUGAGCCGCCUUCGUGAAGUAGGCCAUGGCACUGUAGGCUGGCUGUAUCUGACUAUUCUCUGUAGGCUGAAAUUUCCGUUUGGAGCCAACAUUCAUUAAUUUAUACUUCGCUCUGUGACCUGCCAUCAAGAGUGGUGGAGGCCCGGCGACUCAGUCGAAGCUGGUCUUUGCUUGCUGAGCGCUUUUCAACACUGUAGCUAGUGAUAAUUGCUCAAUCUACAGUGUAGCUAGCUUUUCAUUCAGUGGACACCGGGCCUGGAAUCCUGGAGUGAACUUUGAAGAUUCUCAGUCACAGGGAAUCCGGAGGAGACUUUCGGAAUCAGUCUCAACACACCUAUGUGAAGUGUUUUCAUAGUCACAUGUAGCCCGGACUGAUUUGAUUGGUUUUACUUUUUAUCCAUACCAAUUCAAUCAUUUUAAUUUGUUGCUGCUGGCAUUAUACUUUGCCUAGCAAAACUAAUGCCCCCCCCCCCCCCCCACAGCACCGUGGAGACGCUCUGUCAACCGUGAUCUCGUGCAGCGAACACUAAAACACUGAGUAAACCGGGUUGGCAAAAGUUUCUUCUCUCACCACUCGCCAGUCUCCAACUGAUAUACCUCAAGAAGUAUGUGUAGCCAUAUCCGGAUCAGGUCUCGCAUAAUCCAUUAUCAUCUGAGACCGUCGGCAAAUUGGUGGUUUUGCCGCCAUUAUGCCAUCAUUCGAGGUGUUUGUGUUGAUGGAGCCAGUGACUUCACGAUCGUUGGCUUUCCACCGCGGCACCAUGAACCGUCGAUUAUACUAAUCGUAGGAGAUGGCUGUGGUCGGCCACUUAUCAA